Syngnathus acus (greater pipefish) is the source of this 1105-nucleotide messenger RNA. RefSeq names its product regulator of G protein signaling 2 (gene rgs2). The transcript has 5 exons. NCBI's taxonomy places the organism in Eukaryota, Metazoa, Chordata, Actinopteri, Syngnathiformes, Syngnathidae. The record is from RefSeq and is a predicted model, not a curated record. Bases 80 to 652 code for a protein of 190 amino acids.
AGAUCACCGCUGGAGGGAACUAUAAAGUUGGGCACUCGGCAGCAAGUCAAAGCAGAGAGAAACCAGACCAGAUCCAACCAUGAAGGAUUGUCACUGGAGCAUAGCUUUCACUGACUGGAGCAAACCCACGGAGCCGUCCAAAAUGGCCAUCAAGGGCAGAAACUGGAAAAAUAGAAUAGGACUCCUCUUGAAGACAAACUCAGCCCAACCAAUCUCAAAUCUAAUGAAGAACAAAUCACACAGACUGACAGCGGAUGAAGUGAGCCAAUGGGCGCAGUCACUUGACAAGCUCCUCGAUCAUAAAUAUGGCAAGAUGGCCUUUUUCAUCUUCCUGAAAACCGAGUUCUGUGAGGAGAACAUGGAGUUUUGGAACGCCUGCGAGGAUCUGCGGAUGCUCUCGUCACACCAAGAAGUGAUGUCCAAAGCCAACAGCAUUUACGAGGAGUUUGUCAAAAAUGAAGCUCCCAAAGAGGUCAAUCUGGACUUUUACACCAAAAACGAAAUCAUCCAGAGCCUCAACGAGCCGAACGUGGCCAGCUUUCUGGUGGCCCAGAGCAGAGUCUACAGCUUGAUGAAGAACAACUCCUACCCAAGGUUCAUCCACUCGGACCUCUACAAUGAACUCUUGACGACGGCGAGGAGAGGACGCUAACAGCUCUCAACUUUAUAAAUGGACAGAUGAAUUUCUCAAACAAAGGGACCCCAAUCCUGUUUCUGAGCAGCAGCGUGGGAAACACAAGUGAAGCUGUUUUAGGCUUCUUCUAUUUUUUUUUCCACAAGCUCAUGUUAAGACGUCCUAAUGAAGCAUGAUGUGACAGACUGAUGAGACUCAAGUUCUUUUCUUUUCUUGACUGAUUCAUUUAGAAAUGAUCGUUGCAUGUUACACAGUAUACGCCAAUAUCUUCAUAUGACUGAACAACUUUGACACCGUAACCCUCCGCCCACUUGCAGCACUGCAAACAAGGGGUACCAUUUAAAUUACCUUCAAGUUUGUUUUCACAUUGAAUUGGACCAUCAGAAGAUCCUUGUGAUGUAUAUUAUUUGUUAAUGUAAUACGUUUGGGACAGCAGGCCCAGUGUGUCAUUAAAAUGUAUUUAUCAAUGGA